Molecule: messenger RNA, 1128 nt
Organism: Vigna angularis (adzuki bean)
Lineage: Eukaryota; Viridiplantae; Streptophyta; Magnoliopsida; Fabales; Fabaceae
Exons: 5
Coding region: 1-1128 (375 amino acids)
Molecular function (GO): GTPase activator activity
Source: RefSeq, a predicted model, not a curated record
AUGGACCAUGGAGAGAACGGUGUUGAUGGGAAGCAGGAAAAGAGGGUGUGCACGGUCUUAUUCUUGUUGGAAGAAGUGGAUGCACAUGGAAGGAAAGUCCAGCCACCACUCAUGCUGAAGAUUAAGAAUUCAUUGCUUGGUAGCAAUGGACAUGAUGCACCAUUGAGAAUAUAUCCUCAUAAAGUAUUUGCUUCCAGUAAUAUACAGAAACUCCGAGAAUUCAUCAAGUAUGUGUAUGUGGAAAGAAGAUACACUGGAGAAAGUAGCAGCAAUCUUUCUAGGAUUAGAUUGAGUGAGAAGGAGCCUAAUGCAAGUAAGAGAAGUAGUUCAUUUCGUUUAGAGUUCAGAACUCCAAAUUCAAGUCCUGGUCCUUAUCCAAAAAGUGAUGACAAGAAUUUGAGAUAUUUAUAUGAUGAAAGCAGAAGUCCUAGAUAUACUCAAAAGUAUUCAAGGAAUGGUGGCCAUAUCAAAAGUCCUAUACAGAUUGAAGUUGUUGAUGACAGGUACAAAGAUGAUGAACGUAGAAAUAGAAGACUUCCAAAUAUAGAAGCAAAGCUAAAGAAAACUUCAAGUGAUGAUCUGAAGAAAGUGGAAACUUUCAUUCACACAGUUCAUUCACAAGUUCAGAGCACACCUCUUACCUCGUCACAGACCCCCUACAUUGGCCUCGCCUUGCGACAGUGGAAGCCCUGGUCACGCCGCCACAGCACCGUCGUCACGCCACCACAGCACCGUCGCCACACCGUCACAGCACUGCCGCCACACCACCACAGCACUGCUACAGAACCCCUAAAUCGCCACAAACGACCAACCACCACAACCCACAAGGCAGCGUCACCGAACCUAGCACCCAACCCCCAAACCGCCGUCAAUGAACCAACCAAGCAACGGAGACGAGAGCACCACAAGAUUGUGGAGACGACAACAACAUCGUUAAUUCAAGGCACGAGCACAAUGGGGAAGGAAAGGGAAGGGGAGCUGGAGACGAGGAAAGGGGAGGGAAAUUGGGGAAAUUCUGAGUAUAUGGGAACGAAUACCGAAUUCGAGAACUUAAACUAUUGUGGACAUUACCGAAGGCCAAAGACCCUCGGUAUGUUAUGUCACCAGCUCAUGACCCUCGGUAAAUAA